Molecule: messenger RNA, 1853 nt
Organism: Nomascus leucogenys (northern white-cheeked gibbon)
Lineage: Eukaryota; Metazoa; Chordata; Mammalia; Primates; Hylobatidae
Source: RefSeq, a predicted model, not a curated record
GCAUUGCUACUUGCCCUUCUCAAAGCCCACAUGUUGUAUUUUAUGUAAAUCUACAGAUUACCUAUCAUUAUCUAAAUGCAGGCAUCUGAAAACCAGCAGUAAUCCUGCCUCUGAAGUUUAUCAUGAAAGAAGCUUAAAAGAGAACCAAAUUCAGCCUGUGUUGGAACUCUCAGUCCCAGAGGGGUGUGGUUUAUAGCCCUCCGGCCUGCUGCUGGAUUUCAGCUGUGAUCCACAGAAGGACGCCAGAAACUACUCAAGACAUUCACGGUGCCCCAGUCAGCACUAGCCAUGACGAAGACUUCUACAUGCAUAUACCACCUCCUUGUUCUGAGCUGGUAUACUUUCCUCAAUUAUUACAUCUCACAGGAAGGAAAAGACGAGGUGAAAUCCAAAAUCUUGGCAAAUGGUGCAAGGUGGAAAUAUAUGACGCUGCUUAAUCUGCUCAAGAACAGGACUGCUGGGUUUGACAUCUACCAGCCAGGAAGCUUUAGGCAGCUCUUGCAGACCAUUUUCUACGGGGUCACCUGCCUGGAUGAUGUGCUGAAAAGAACCAAAGGGAGAAAAGACAUUAAGUUCCUAACUGCCUUCAGAGACCUGCUUUUCACCACACUGGCUUUUCCUGUAUCCACAUUUGUAUUUUUGGCAUUCUGGGUCCUCUUUCUCUACAAUCGAGAUCUCAUUUACCCCAAGGUCCUAGACACUGUCAUCCCAGUGUGGCUGAAUCAUGCAAUGCACACUUUCAUAUUCCCCAUCACAUUGGCUGAAGUCGUCCUCAGGCCUCACUCCUAUCCAUCAAAGAAGACGGGACUCACCUUGCUGGCUGCUGCCAGCAUUGCUUACAUCAGCCGCAUCCUAUGGCUCUACUUUGAGACGGCUACCUGGGUGUAUCCUGUGUUUGCCAAACUCAGCCCCGUGGGUCUAGCAGCUUUCUUCUCUCUCAGCUACGUCUUCAUCACCAGUAUCUACCUACUUGGAGAGAAGCUCAACCACUGGAAAUGGGGUGACAUGAGGCAGCCACGGAAGAAGAGGAAGUGACUGCACACCAUUUUCCAAGAACUAAGAAGGAAGAAAACACAAGAGAUUUUUCUCUUCUUUUUUUUUUUCUGGUGGAGGGAGGUGGUGGAGCAACAUAGGCAAGUAGGAGGGACAGAGAGUGAUACUUAAAUUUAAUAAGAGGUUCGUGAAGGUAGCUUAACUUGAGAACUCUUGGUUUUUUGAAAGAUUGACUCCACAUGCCAAAAACAACUCCUGCCAUCUCAGAAUUAAUUACCUUUGACCUUCAUGGAGGAUGGUCUCUGGUUAAAAUCUGGCCAAAGAAACUUAUAUAAACUUGGUGUUAGAGAACAUCUAGAGAGAGAGAGGAACUUAGAGUCAUUUAAACUCUUCAGUUUACAGAGAAGGAUGCUGAGGACCUAGAUGAGAAGUUACCUGCACAAGGCAAAAGGGUUACUUAGUGUCAGAACCAAGGCAAUAACUUCUCUCUCUCAGAUCUCCUGGCUACCAGUCCUGGGCCAUUUUUUUUUUUUUAAUAAUCCCAACUUUUCUUUAAAAAACAAGCAUUUCGGUAAGCUAGUUAUUUUCAUGGAUUGCUCAUCCAUUUUUUUCAGUGAUCUAAAAAUGUAGGGAGAUGGCUACUACUGAAGUUGUCUGUCCACUUGGGAUAACAGCAAAUUAAUUGAAGACAAUGGGAAAGUAAGUUAUAAAAAAUACUAAGAAAUCUGUUUCUCUUCUGAGCAAGCAUUCAGGGCAGGUAUAAACAUCAAACAUAGUGACAUUGUCAAAACCUCUUCCAUUUGAACAUUGAUUAAUUCAUCAAAUAAAUGGUAUAUUAAUACAUUUUACUUGCAGAAGAA